AUGAAGAAAAAAAUCACACUAAAAGACAAAGCAACAUGGACAGAAGCACAGAAAACAAGCUACAACAUGAAGUAAGAAUUCCAUUGUAUUAGGUUUUUGUAAUACACUUGGUCCCAUAAGAAUUGAGACAUGGAGAAAUGAGCUUUCAUGAUUCAUAAAGAAGAAAGUGAUAUGUCCAAAAAUAUUGUGCUAAUCAUUUUCACUGAAGAUUAUUUUGAUGGCUGAUACCAAAGAGUAACAGUGUAAUUUUGUAGGGCUUUGUGCAAAGUGGUAAUCAAAAUGAGUGUCUCUUUUUGUAAUAUUUUAGAACUGCUAUUGCAAUUAGUGAAGCGAAAAAGUUGUGGCCAGGAAAUGAAAAGAUAUAUUUCAAGACAAGUGAACGAAAAAAGCUACAACUGGAGGAGCUUUGCACCAAAUUGGCUCAAUACUGUGCUAUUCCAGAAAUUGGAUUUGGAUAUGGUAAGUGUGGAUUAUUGCUUGUGAGGUGACAGCUCAGAGGGCUUUUUAGAUUGACUUUUGUUAUGACCAAAAUGAAAAUUAAGGGUGAAAGAAAGUACGUGAAGAAGGUUGACUAUCUUGGCCAAAAAUGAGCUCUUCUAGCUUCUAAAAGGGACUGCUUCCCUCCAAGGCUAUAAUGCAGCUGACUAACUGAGAUACCACAUGUGAAUAUCUAGUAAAAGGACACUGGUUCCACAUCCUGUUACUCAAAGUAUAAUUUACAUAAUAAGGUUUGUUGUCAGCUGAAUGAUCGUUAAAGAGUUUUGACAAUUAUUGUUUUAUUUACAUAAUAAAUUGUUAUAACAUUGAGUUUGCGAUAUGUUGUACCUUUCAGAUGCUAUUCGCGCGCACAUAAUACAGUGGGCCCAGGAAAAAAAUCGGAAAAUUACAAAUGGCUAUAACUAUAAGGUAAAUUAUGAAUUCUUGCAUUUCACUGUUGUCAAUGCCAGUUAGUACAUAGUGUAUUUACACUAACAGGCUGAGUUUUGGGUGAGGAUACAGUUUUAAAUUUUGAUAUCUUAAUCAAUCUCAACAAAUUCUAUAAUUACCGUAAAUAAUUUCAUUUUUGUAAUGUCACACCUUACAACUCUAUUAACCUGUCAAGAUGGUUCAAUAAAAAAGGAUAAGGAUUUGGUCAGAAUUGAAAAGUGUUUCUCCUGUGUAUUUUGUCUUUCUCAGACUGCUAAAGCUUUGAACAGAAUUUGUCAAUAACAUAGGACAUAUCUCUCAUCUUAUCUCUUAACUCAUAAGAAUUAUUUUUAGUUACGGUAAAAAAUAUUUGGCGCGUUGAUCAGGCCUGGGGGCACUGUCAUAUGCCAUUUUUUGUUUCCCCAACCGGUAUUACUAGGAAUUAUGCAAAAAAUAUGAAACCAUCAUGUUGAGUUGGUAUAUUGUCUCCUUGGGAGAUCAAUUAAAACUUGAGCCAUUAAUUCCACAUCAGAGUGGUUUCCCUUGGAAGAUUAAUAACAUUUCAUGUAUUAGUUUUUAAGAGCAACUCCACGUAACCAGCAACUACACGUGGAAAUAGUCAAAAAAUGACCUCCCCUCAAACUCAGCCAGAAUGAAGCUCUGUGGGCCCUAGUUACAAAAUCGUUGGUUUAAGUUCGAUCGAUUGAACGGUAUUUUUUUAACGAAUUUUUUCUUCCCGAGGCCUAAAAUGAGCUAAAAUUAUGCAAAAAUUAGAGCCAGUUUCAGUGGCUCGUAUAAUUAAACAUUAAGAUUGUCAUUAAAAUAUAACUGCACGUCAUAUCUUUAUUUCUUUUCCUCUAUAACUAGAACUAAUAAGAUCGCGAUUUAGUCAAUAAUAGAUUUUUUAACAAAUUUUCAAAGUGUUGACUCAAAAUCGCUUUUCAAACGGUCAAAAUUUAGCACAUUUUCAAGAGCAAAAAAAGCGUAUUGGUACAUGGCUUUAACCAACAAGGCUUGCUUAGUCUGAAAGAGCAUUCUUUUUUCUUCAAAUUAGCGAAAUAAAAUUUUUGGGUAAAUGAAAUCAUGAGCUUUGACAAAGCAGAGUAAAAUGCUAAUAUUACAAUUAAAAAUAUGACCUCUGACCCGAGUCAAGCAACUGCGAAUAAUGGUAGGCGGCAAACCUUUGGUUAUCUUUUGUUUUUUUUUUAGCAAUAUCCAUCCGAAAUACCUGUAGAUGAGAAGCAGUGUUAAAAUACAAAAGGUGUAAGUUAUAAAAUCUUCGAUGUAGCAAAAAAUUACAAGACACAAGAAACAAUUUUUGUCGUCUUCGCUUUCUGGCACUAGCUUCAGCCUGUUAUCGAAUUUCAGUCAAGCAUGCCGGCAAAUCAGUAGUUGCAUAAAUAAACGUUAUCAGGUGACAAUUACUCACCUGAAACUUUUAAGUCUGCGAGUCUAUGUGGCCGUUUAUAGGGGAAUUGAUUUCUGGAAUGCCUUUUGACUGGCCUGCAUUAAAUAGUUUUGUAUUUUUUUUUAUCAAAUUAGCGAAGCGAGAGCAGUUCAGACUGGUAAUCAAUUAUUUGACAGGUGUCAGUAGCCUGACUCACAAUUUUCCCGUGUAACCAGACGCAAAAAAGUACUGCCUUGGAAUUUUGUUAGUUUUAUUUGAUUACGUUAAUAUGCAGGAACACUUAAAUAAGACGAAAGAAAGAGGUUGAUUAGUUGAAGGAGUUUUCAGUACUCAGUUUUUAUAUACUGUGUCGCCUGGAGCGCUCCACUCGCCAAAAUGGCUUCAUGUGAAUUUUCUAAGUAUGUCGGAGGUGAUUGUGGAGCAAGCUUAGUGCUUGCAAGUGGUGAUUUGUGUGUAAGAAUUUCUGAAUGCUCUAAGGACAUCAAAGGCCACCUCGAGACGUGCUGCGUUUCAGAUGGUACACUAUGUUCAGAGGCGACGCUUCUGUUGGCGCAUGCAGGUAAAUCAAAUUCUAUCCGAGUUUCACCUGUGGUAGCACGAAUGAAAAAGUUAUUUUAUUCAACUUAUGUAACAAAAAUGUGCCUAAUCAUAGGUAUCUUUGAGGAACAAGAGCAAUAUUUUAAUCUCUCUAUUUGCCCAAGACACCGCGAUGCAUUUGGUCUUAGAUGGCGAAGCAACCGAAAACUUAUGUUCUUCUCCAAGUUCAUGGGCUUUUCACAGAAAAGCCUAUGUGAAGGGCGAGUGAGAGAUUACACAGACACAGUCUCACCGCCUCUACAUGGCCUGCAAAAUCGUCAUCCCUGUUGGCUCAAGUAAGUUAGUUGAAAGUGGAAAUAGUGCCGGCCACACCCUGUCCACUUUCCCCUUUUGAACCUGAUGCCUCUAUUUUUUUAAGCUUUAGACCAUUUAUUCACUUCGAAUACUUGUUAGGUUGCUUUAUAUAUUUAGUUCGAUAUUUAAACAAUAGUUGGUUUAUAAUUAAAAGGCUUAUCAUUAGGCCUACUGACAAAAAGCAGCUGAGGAUGUAAGUUUCGCGGACUAUAUUUCCCUAAUAAAGUUCUGUGUAUAUUCUUUUGAGGCUUCAGUUGGAUAAGCUACAAAGUGAUUUUUCUUUCUUAGCAAUUUGUACACAAUGUCACAAAAGACUCGACGAAAUCAGUGAAAGCAUUGAAGGACAAUCGGCAGCAGAGGCAGCUGUACCCAUAAUGAACAAUCCGGAAGCCAUUGAACUGGAUGAGGUUAGGACAAGAUUUAUCCUUCAUUUUCAAGUGGUAAAAUUCUUAGAAAACGAAAAUAGUUACUUAUCAAUACCAAGAGAAAAUUUAAAAAACAACGUUCAGAUUUCAGGAAACCAUACAUGUAAAUCCAGUUCUGGUUAUAGCACGGACUGAUUUUUUCACAUUGCAUCCACUCAUGAUGACUGCACAUAACAGGUAAUGGCCACCGUGAAAGAGAGAAAGAAAAAGUUUAUACAGAAACAUUAUUAAAAUAAAGUUGAUCGAGAAGAACGUUAAUAGAAUUUCCAUUGCUUUUUCCGCCUUUUCGUGCGUGCCUUACACGUAAACUCGGCCCAGUCCUCGCUCACUUAUCUUUUCUAGCCCCUGAUGAAUGAUAUAAUAUCCCAGGCAAGACAGUAAAAAUUGUGCUUGUUUGUCAAGAUUUGUGCUGCUCGCUGUUAUGACCAAAAGGCCUCUACGUUUUUAUCAUCUUAUAUUAUUUUACUGACUUGUUACUGCAGUGUACCAAGUUUCAUCGAAAAGAUUCUUUUACUUGGGAAUUCAUUACUGAUGUCACUUAAAAGUCAUUGUUCGUUUGACAAGUACAUAUUAUUAUUAUUACUAUUAUUAUUAUUAUCAUUAUCAUUAUCAUUAUCAUUAUCAUUAUAUCAAGUGACUCUGUUACUGUCAUUGUUUAUCUCUGAUUUAGGGCACAAGAAAAAACAAAAGGUAUUUUCAAAUCAUAAGCAAGAGACUUACAGAAACUAAGACGUUGGAAGUGAAAACAGCUUUAGUUUUUUUUGUUUGUUUGUUUUUACUGCGAGUCUCUUUUUUUUUAAAAGUAGUAAACCAACCCUUUUCUCAAAAUUUCAGGGGACGGUGAACGAUGAAUUCACGGAAUUAUAUACACGAAUAAUGGAAAUGUCAUUGAAAAAUGAAAGUUUUUUCGUUCCUGACGAGGACAGUGUCAGUAGCAGUGACGAGGAAUCGGAAGAGCCUAGUAACGAGUAUAUACGAAGAGAGCACCUUAACAGAUUUCUUGAAACUUGUAACGUCCAAAAAUUAACUCGACCAAGGAACAGAUGGGCCGAGGCAGGUGCGCGCACGCAUAGCAACCACGUGAAAAAGGCUAAAGACGUUAUUGUAGCGGCUUUAGAUGUUAUCACGCCUGGUGAUGCGGCUCAUUUAUGGGAUGCACUUCAGUCUUCAAUGCUUGUCGACAAAGAGCUUGGAUAUGAAGGUAGUGCCGACGGCAAAUAUCUUGAAGCCUUGGCAGAAACAUACAAAAAUGCAUCCGCCUGGGAUACUAGAAGACAAGUCUUGUCCAUAAUGGCUGAUCUAGUCCCCAUCGAACGCCUUCAGAGGUAUCUACCUGGUAUCACUGAGUACCGAGUGAAAAUUGCGCGACUGCACAAACAUGUUUAUGGUCGACGGAAUCCACUUCCAUCAAGGUAUAGUCCUCGAAUGAGAGUAGAGGCCACCCAGCUUGAUCAUUUUUUGACGUUUAUAACAAGUCCGCACAUCAUACAAAUCUUCCAUUGGGGCAAAAGUACAUAA
Messenger RNA from Porites lobata, 5148 nucleotides. The record is from the annotation of a GenBank genome assembly. NCBI's taxonomy places the organism in Eukaryota, Metazoa, Cnidaria, Anthozoa, Scleractinia, Poritidae.